Molecule: messenger RNA, 915 nt
Organism: Lasiodiplodia theobromae
Lineage: Eukaryota; Fungi; Ascomycota; Dothideomycetes; Botryosphaeriales; Botryosphaeriaceae
Product: Twin-arginine translocation pathway signal
Exons: 1
Coding region: 1-915 (304 amino acids)
Molecular function (GO): hydrolase activity
Source: RefSeq, a predicted model, not a curated record
AUGGCAGAGAUCUCAGCCGACUUCCCCUUUACCAAACAACAUGUUCCAGUGCUGGAUACCACAAUGGCCUACGUCGAUACGGGCCUACCGACCAAUACUGCACCCACCGUCAUCUUCCUCCAUGGCAACCCCACGUCCUCUUACAUCUACCGCAACAUCGUCCCACACGUCUCUCCUAUAGCCCGCUGCAUCGUUCCCGAUCUCGUUGGCUUUGGUGAUUCGGGGAAGAUGCCGUCAAAUGCAUACUACGUCCGCGAUCACAUUCGGUAUUUCGCCGCUUUCAUGGACGCCGUGGUUCCAAAGAAGGAAACCGACAAGCUCUUCUUCGUGCUUCACGACUGGGGGUCCGCAAUCGGCCUCGACUGGGGCCGCAAGAAUCCCACGCGUGUCGAGGGCGUGGCAUUCAUGGAAUACGUGUACGAAGCGCGACGGGAAGAUCUCUUGCCCGAGCUUCGAGAGACCUUCGAGAAGUUCCGCACCGAGGGCGUCGGACGCCAACUGAUCAUCGAGGAGAACAUGUUCAUCGAGGGUGUGCUGGGCCAGUUUGGCACCGCGAGGGGAUUGACCGAAGCCGAGAUGCAGCACUAUCGCCGGCCGUUUCUGAAGAAAGAAGAUCGCGAGCCGAUGUAUCGGUUCCCAAACGAGAUUCCGGUUGAUGGGCAGCCAGAAGAUGUGGCUGAGUUAGUAAAGGCGUAUUGGGCGUGGUUAAGGGAAAGUGAUGUUCCAAAGUUGCUGUUUUGGGGGGAGCCGGGAGCUGGGGUGCCCCUGGAACAGGUCAGAGAGGUUGAAAGGGACUUGGGAAAUUUGAGGUCUGUUAACAUCGGGCCUGGAACACACUAUUUGCAGGAAGAUAAUCCUCAUCUUAUUGGAGAGGAGACGAGGAAAUUUUUGGAGGAGGUCUUGGAACGGAAAUAG